UGACAACGGCUUUCAUUGACGACAUUUGCAACAAUUGAUUUGUAAAUUGUGCUCUAGGCAGUGUAUCAAAAUUUACUGUGUUUAAAAAAUUAUCUUCCCGACCUCUGAACAUAAAACAUACCAAUUAUGGCUCUGCGUACAACAAAGGUUUUAUAUAACAACAGCUUGAGGAAGUGGUGCUACAACCUCGCGGGAUUUAAUAAAUAUGGGCUACUACGGGACGAUUGUCUUUACGAAACUGAAGAAGUUACUGAGGCUCUCCGCCGUUUACCUCAAAAUGUAGUUGAUGAACGUAAUUAUCGUAUAGUUAGAGCUGUCCAAUUGUCUGUUACUAAAACAAUUUUACCAAAGGAGGAAUGGACAAAAUUUGAGGAGGACAAACUCUAUCUUACACCAAUUGUUGAACAAGUGAAAAAUGAAAAGCAAGAACGCGAAAACUGGGAAAAAAACAAUUAAAAACAAUGUCAGUGUAUGAUUUUUUUGUAGGUUUUAAGUGAAAAUGUUUUAAAUCAAUUAAUAAAAGUCUUAUUUAUAA
Messenger RNA from Pieris brassicae (large cabbage white), 535 nucleotides. RefSeq names its product cytochrome b-c1 complex subunit 7-like (gene Uccr). Gene Ontology annotation, biological process: mitochondrial electron transport, ubiquinol to cytochrome c. Bases 127 to 456 code for a protein of 109 amino acids. Lineage: Eukaryota; Metazoa; Arthropoda; Insecta; Lepidoptera; Pieridae. The record is from RefSeq and is a predicted model, not a curated record. The transcript is spliced from 3 exons.